Messenger RNA from Colletotrichum chrysophilum, 6405 nucleotides. RefSeq lists its product as uncharacterized. The record is from RefSeq and is a predicted model, not a curated record. The transcript is spliced from 3 exons. The coding region runs from base 1 to 6405 and encodes 2134 amino acids. Lineage: Eukaryota; Fungi; Ascomycota; Sordariomycetes; Glomerellales; Glomerellaceae.
AUGUCACUUCAAGAUAUCCUCGAGCCGAAUUUGCAACGUUAUACAGCCCAGCUGAAUGGUCGCUACGUCUGCACUCGACUCGUCACCCACAACGGCGUUACCAUAGCCAUAGCCUUAGGCAAGACACAGAGCAAUUCAUUCUUCUUCGACUACUCAAUUCUUGAUCUCCAGGACGGGGCCACGACCAGCAAGGGCCAGUCUACGACGGCAGCCGCCGAUACUGAUAAGCUCGACUCGCAGUGUUGGUCUAGCAGUGCGAAGAGGCUGCAGUUUCCGUCUGAGGUCAGGGUCGUUGGCGAAGAAGCAAUUCCCGUCUAUCAGAUCCCAGCUGUCGAUCGAAGCUACCGAAAGGUCAUUCGCUCGCAAAGCCAAAAGCAGAAGCUGGACCAAUGGCUCUCAUCUUCCCUAUGUCUGAUGAACCAGAAGGUCUUUGACUUCCAAGUCCUGUCCGAUGGCCGAUAUGUAUAUGUCUUCCGCCAGAGCGCAUUGGCGGAGGGCGAGUGGCCAAAUCAAUUCAUGUCAGAGAGCCAUGACGGAAAGCCACCGGUUAACAACAACCUCCUUUGCGAUCGAUUUGCGCUCGUCGGCUCCACUCUCAGUCAGCCCUUGGAGACACGGUACCAGCGAAGCCGUCAGAAACAGAUCCCGCUAAAUGAGCAGGAUACACUUCGUGUCAAAGACAUCAAUGAUGAGCCGUUCUACGAACCUACGCAUUCACUUCGGUUCGUUCAAGACCUUGUCGACGGUCGCUUUUGCGUUCUUCGAGCACCCACUGUGACCAAUAAUGUCACUAAGUGGAUGAUCUUCGCUUAUUCUUGCAAAAUGGAACAGAUCGAGUGUUUAAGCACCGAUGUAGCUUCCAACGGGUUGUUCGACCUCCACGGACAUGUUUACUACACGUGCGACUCGCAUACACAUCCAACCAUCAAGGUGUUCGCCAAUGGCCCAGGCCCCUGCACAGCCGCAAAAGACGACGGUAGCGGAACUUGUUCGAAAGCGAGAGUUCCCAUCAUGCCCAAGACACCGGCGUCGAAGCGUGCCGUUGAGUUGAGCCGAGAUGCAGGGCUUCGGCUGAGAGAGCCUGUCGACCUCUCGAGCCUGCUUGAUGGCUUCACCUUGGAGGCUUGGGUGAAACCCGAAUCCGCCGACAACGAAACGGAGGAAACGACAAAGGACUCUAGCUUCCCAGUGUUUCGUGUUUCAGACAAUAGUCCGGGGACUUUCAUCAAUGAAGAACUUCGACUGACCAUUCAGUUGGUUUGUGAGAAGAAGGCAAUCGUUACAUCAAAAAUAGCUCUGAAGGCAGAUGAAUGGAACCACAUUGCUGUCACCUACAACCCGACAACGUCAACCUAUGGACUGGCAAUCAACGGAGCGGCAGCAGGCUCCGCCAUCAGCAGUAUCCAUCCUGGCUCGUUCUCAGGGAUCGGAUUGCAACCAAAGGGGCCAACAAGCUACUUCACAGCGCUCUUCGACGAAGUACGUGUUUGGAGCCGUCCGCUUCAUCCAUCUGCUAUCAAAGAUAGGAUGUAUAAGCGCGCCACGGGUCUAGAGCCUGAUCUGGAAUCGUGUUGGCACUUCGACGAAGACUCCGGCACGACCGCCUUCGACGCGACAGCCAAUCGUCGUGAACUGAUUGUCGUCUCUCCUGAAUAUAGUACACCGUCUUCCGACAGCUGGGUUCGAUCAGCUGCGCCUAUGGUGUCAAGCUAUGGACUCUCGCGACGGAUACUGCGUGUAUCUGCUCCCCUGCAGAUUAAAGGCGGUCUUUGCGCCACAGUCUAUAACGAGCAAGUCGCCGUCUCCGAGAAGAAGACGACCGACUCGAAAGGGGGAUCGAGUUCGAAGCAAAAGUCAGGCGAUGGUGCGCAGCCCAAGCAUAUGAAGCGUGGCGCCAGAGUGCUCCUUUGCUUCAUUUCUGGUACUGACGUCUCACCGCUGCGUUUGGCGGCCCUCGACUUCGGCUUGCUAUCUGACGGCACUCUUGCCGACACGCCAGCUUUGAUGAACCCCCCAGCGCUAACGGCCGCUUCCUCGAAUUCUGCCAGCGCAAAGGUCGGCAUAGUGGGAUUGAAUGUGCCAACAGCUCUCUUGUAUGUCGGAAGCGAAGGCAUGGAGAUCUUUGGGGGAGUUGUUGCCCUUGAUGCGGUUGGGUGUGAGCCCUCGGCGCCCUAUGCUUUUGAAUCUGCCACAGGAACCGUGACAGUCUAUUUCAAGUCACGAGGAGCUUCCGGGGAGGGGCACUUCUCAGCCUUGAAUUACAACAUAGCUCGCAAGGCUGUGGCCACGGAGCUUUGUGCAUCGACUCUCGGUGAAAACGAGGGCCUGCUGGCAACGAGCAAGUUUCAACACGCGAAGAACGUAGUCGUUCAGACGGAUCUGUGCCCCUGGGCGCCUGAGAACUUGGCUUUCAACUUAACGCUGACGGCCAACAUGGUCGAUGGACAGAAGAUAGUCGAGACGUGGGCAGGCGUUCCUUCAAAGUUGGAAGAGCUGUGCAGCCUGAUUAACGGCACCAAACUGGCGACAACACGUACUAUCGGCCAUGUGGCUCAGCUGGUAGAAAUUACCACAAACGGCUCCGCAGACAUGGAGACAGCGCCAACUGAAAUUGCUCUCUUGGAUGUUCUCACGAACUCCGUUACCGCAGGAACAUUUUUGAGUAUCGGUAUGCGAAGCUACUUUGUUCUCAAAGACGCACAAUCUGGAGACAAGAAUCUCGUGGCCGUUUUAUAUAACGAUCAGAGACCGAGAGGGAGCCCACCUGGUAAAAGUGCAGAGGUGACGGCCAAGGGCUAUCAGCAUGAACUCCUGGUCACCUGCGAAGGCAAAUCUGCUGGCAAUUUCUCACUUGGAUCCGGAAUCGUGAGCAUGGCCUGGUCCCCAUCGGCCGUGAUCAGCGGUGCGGUCGCCAAAGCAUCGGAAGCAAACAUCCAAGUCCCUGGAACUAGCUUCAUCAGCGGUAGCAGCCAGAGCCCAUAUUUCGGUUCCCCACCUCGCUCGACUGCUCUCCGACUUGAUGGUCGCACCAAAUGCUACUCCAUGCUGGAGGAUACAGUGGCGACGGCUGCCUGCGCUGGCAUAUGUUUCGAAACUUGGAUUAAGGUUGAACCGGAAUCGAUCAAUACUAUCGCAGUCGCUUACACGUCAGAGCGGUUGCCACGCGCUGAGGGGUUGGCCAAGGAACAACAGACCUUCGUGCUUGGUAUCACUCAGCCGUCAGGGAGAGGUGCUGCGUUCGACGUGAUUGGCAACGUCAACGGGGCGCGAUUUGCAGUCAGCCGGCCCUCUGCCCUGAGGUUCGGCGAGUGGACACACUUUGCUUGCUCAAGCCAAAGUGUGUUCGCCCUCAUGAGUUCGGGCAAGGGUUACGUUGACCUUGGCAAAUCGGAAGAGUGGAAUGUCUCCGACUUCUCGCUGGCAUUCACACUUAAACUCAACAAGAAGUCUGAAGGCGAUAACAGGGAGCAUUGCAUACUUGUGAAAGGUGACAGCAAUGCAAAUUCAACACCCUUGAAUGUCAAGGUCUCUUCAAGCAACCGACUUCAACUCUCCUAUUGGGCUAUGGAUGAGGAUGGCUCCAAUCCACAACGGUGUGUGUUCAAAUCACCAAAAGCCUUCGAUGCUGGCAAGGCAUACAAGGUCUUUCUGUCUCGCAAGCUCGUACAAGUGUCUCAGAAAGAACCUUCGGAGCCCGGCCAACCACCGAGAAGCAAGCCCCCAAGGCCGUGUCAGCAGGUCACUAUGCGUGCGUGGAAUUCGAAGGGAGGGGUGGAGUUUGAGAUGAUUCCGAGGAGCGUACAGGCUCUUGAAAGCGAUGAAGUUGCCUUCAAGCGCCAAGAUGGAGGUCAUCAGAUUCACGGCUCUGUGCAAAUGAAUCAGGCACCUCUCUCUCUCGGUGGAGCGUCGUGGGCCAAAGAAAGCGGGUUACGAGGCGCAAUUGGAUCCAUCCGACUGUACUCCUUGGCCAUUAAACUUCCUGAAUCGGCGUUCGAGCUGUGCGCUGCCUCUGAAAGUACGAACGGCAUGAUCGGCUCUUGGUCUUGCCGCGAAGGAGGAGGCGUCAGUCUUGUGGAUGAUCUGAAUCGCAACCAUGGCAAGUUCCAGGGUGAGCUGAGCUGGGUUCGCAGUCCGUAUGACCCAGACUCCCAGCUCUCGUUUCACAUCAAUGCUUCGGAAGUCAAGCAUAAGCAGCCAGAGGCGAAGGAGAUGAGGUUCCUUGAGCAGGCUUCUCCCACAGGACCGCAUCAAUUGUCAAUCGGAAACGUUUUGAUGGAUUACGGGAACGAGGAGUGUCGAUUUCUUCGCCCCGGGCCGGGAUUCUGUGGCGAAUUUGACGAGCUGCGCAUUUGGAAUACGCCGCGAACCCGAGAGAACAUCUGCGAUUCAAUGAACACUUCAUUGACCGAGACCACAGCGGAUCUUGCUGUCUAUCUUCCAUUCCAUGAUGAGAGGGCGGUUAACUCACCCGGGAAUUCGCCUCAGGGGUCGCAUGCUGUGCUCACAGACACUUCAGCCAACUGCUGGCAUCUUACGCCGCUCUUGGGAUCUGAAGCGAACGCAGUAUCAUCCCAAGCACCUGUUGGGCAGGAUUCCCCCUGCGUAGACCACACACUGAGACCCGAUAUCCACCCACCUCAAGGGGCCACCAUUGUUGCUGGACCUUCUGUGGCCGAGUAUGGUGACAUGGAGAUCAGUGCGAGCGGCACAAUGGAAGGCAGUUAUAAACGAGCUUACGCCUACAUUGACAAGCACGGCGAAUGGUGUCUAGUGACAGGCUUUCGUAUCGGCGCGCUGAAGACUGAAUGGGUCAGUCAGGUUCAAACCUCGCCAACCCUCGUUGGCUUCAUUGAAGGCGCCCCACCUGUCCCUGUUGAUUCCUUCAUCAGCAAAGACAAAACACCCACGUCAUCUGUGAAAUUUAAACAGACCACAAAAUGCACCUACACAUACAGCGCGAGAGCGGAAGUAAGCACUGGUGAAGAAGUGUCUUCCAAAGUGGGUGCUGGAAUCGAUUGGGAGGUUGAGGCAGGCAUGGGCGUCGAGACAAAGAUAGCCGAGGGCAGUAUUGGGGUAUCUAGGACGCGCGCCGUCGAUGUCUCGGCCGGCAUGGUCAACAACGAAGUCCACGCAUCGUCGACGAACAUCAACAUGGAGAUGGGCGUCCAGUUGACUAGUGUCUGGAAGGACGGCGACGAUACCAAAAAGCAGGCAGGAUUUGAGCCGUCCAACACUGGUCUUGCUCUCAUUGAGAGUGAGGUCGCGGAUGUUUUCGCGCUUCGUCUCCAGAUGCGUGGGUCGAUUGCGCCUGUCGUCGCCUACCAGAUGCGACCCAAUCCAGACAUUCCCAAAGAUCGCAACCUUGUCUCCUUUGAGAUCAAUCCUACCUACACCAAACAGGGUUGCCUUGACGGCCGUCGUGGUGCGACCAACGACCUGGACUACCCUGCGCUGUCCUCGGCCCCAAAGGAUGCGUCAUACUUCAAGCCGACGGAAGCUUACGCACUCCGGGAGCGUAUUCGUCGGGCUGAGGAACAACUCCAAGGCGAAUAUGACCGCCAGUCGCUGCUCUAUACCGAUGAACUCCCUCAACGUACGCAUCGAAAUAUUUGCAAUGCAUACGUGUGGACCGCAGACGGAGGAACGUUUCAAGAGACAAACUCAACCCUGGACAUGGUCAAGUCCGAGGUUGGGGGGAACUUGGACACCAAAACCAGCCUAGUUGACUCGAGCGAGGAGGAGGUUUCGGUUAUGAAUAUCAACGCAAACCGUUCCGUUGAUGCUAUGUUCAGCGCCCACUUCAAUUUUGUGACGACGAAGGACAAGUCAUCAGAGGAAGGCUUUGAGCUAGCCACAGAGCUGCCUCCAUCCGUCGACAUCAGGUACCAGGACAAGGGCACCGGCAAAUAUUUCAAGACACCUGGUGCCGUUGAUGCGUAUAGGUGGAUGAGCUUUUGGCUUGAGCCAAGCGUGGAGGCAACGGACACUUUCUUCGAGCACGUACUGAACCAUGUCUGGCUUGAGGAGUCACCGGAGCCCAAUGCUCAACUGCUGCGGACUCUGCGCGAAGGACUGAAGAACGAAACCGGCAAUGCACGCACGAAGGCCUGGCGCAUCCUGCAUCGCUGCACAUAUGUUAGUCGCAUACCCGAGAAGAUUGAAUCCCGCACAAGGGACGCGAUGUAUACCAAGGAACAAAAGCCAUCGACCCUGCUGGCCGACAUUGGCAGCAAUUGGCUGUUGAUCCAGAAGCUGGAGCCAUUUGCACGCGAUGCUAAUUCGCGGGGAAAUCUCGCGACCACUUUGAAGCCUCACGUUCUGAGGUUCUUCCCGACCCUGAUCGCCCAGAGUCGUUUGUACAAUCAGGUGCUGGAUAUGUUGGCAGAUUAUGUUGGACUGUCCUGA